This is a messenger RNA of Halichondria panicea, 2186 nucleotides long. RefSeq lists its product as uncharacterized. Lineage: Eukaryota; Metazoa; Porifera; Demospongiae; Suberitida; Halichondriidae. The coding region runs from base 940 to 2025 and encodes 361 amino acids. The record is from RefSeq and is a predicted model, not a curated record. The transcript has a single exon.
UUGCACUGUGUAUGUGCAUGUAUUUUAAUUAAUACCGAAUUUUUGAGGUGUAUCAUUUUCGCGGAUUGACCUGAACCUUGAAAAUUAUGUGCCUUGAAAUUUACAAAAUUCUAUACAUGCGCAUAUAUGCAUGUACUUCUGUAGUGUAAUGUAUGUACGUACAUGUACGUAUCCUCAAAAAUAAAUAAAUGUUUAGUUUUGAGCAAUCUAUUGAAUUUGGUGCUAGUGUGUAGUACGUACUGUGCAUGUAUAAUGUAAGAUUUUGAUGCAUUCAGAUUGUCCGCGGUAGUGUACGUAAUAUACUGUAACAGCUAUAAAAUUAUAGUGUUCCAUAUUCGGAGGGUCCUCUGUCCUUGUUUGGAGGUUCCACUGUUAGUCAGGAUGGCUUUAUGCUUUGUGCUAUAUUCUAGAAUACAUCGUUAGCUGCAUGUCUCUUCAGGCGUCUGUAUGUAUAGUUAUCAUAGACCAAGUGUGUUUAUACUCAUCGUGUGUGUGCAUGGAGUUAUCAAAGACCUUCGAUGAAUAAGAGGCAAAUUACAUGCAUUAUUAGUUGUACUCUGGAUUUCCAUUCUAUGGAGACUGUUUAAAUUACGCACACCAUUUCUCUGAAUACCUACAAAGCAUUGUCUUAGUUAUAUGCAUGCAUUAUGUGGUGAUGGGAGGAAGCGUAUGGAGACAUCACUAUACUCUGGAUUGCAGUGCAGCGAGUGCAUAAUUAUGCUCAUUACAACGAUGUAGUGACUGCAUGUACCUGCUUUGAAAAUUGCUUAAUUGAGUGUGUAGUUGCACUCUUUCAAGUUUCUCUUGUGUGGUAAAUGAAUGGCCCCCACAAGGUGUUCAGUUAAACAGCACCCACAGAAUUAUGCAUAAAAGGCCCUCAGGCUGGCUAUAAUUAUAGGUAUAUAUAUAUGUAUAUCAUUAGCAGGCUCUAGUGAAAGAAUGGUCGGUUUUUAUCUACUUUUGAUUUCCUUGGUAAUUAAUGCUGUUCAUGGAAACGGAUGGUGCAAUCAGCCAGCAUUUCAAAAGUACAGCAUCAAAUCACCGCUUCUCUUCACUUGUGACAAUUCCGAUCUCAAGAAUGAAAUAACCGCUCUUCGACAAGAAUUUCGACAACAAUCUUUGAUAGAGCUAGCUGCCAUUGAGCAACUGUCACAACAACUACAGUUACAAACCUGUGAUCUUUCUCCUCUACUCAAUGAAAUAGCUCAUCUUCAUGACCUUGUAUCGGUUCUUGCAAGUAACGAAACUUCAGAGUCUCCUAAACCACUGCCGUCUUCAAAUUGUGGUGAGAUUUUCACUCGAAACCCUCAAGCUUGCUCCGGACUCUACCAACUAAAUAUCAAUGGCACAAUUGUUAACGUGACGUGUGACUUUAGUAUAAAACUUCCUCCUUUAAAUUCGUCCAGAGGUUGGCAAGAGAUUGCAAACGUCAACAUGAGCGAUCCCAAUCAUUCAUUUUGCCCUCCUCCACUGAGAAAAUCGAGUGGAAGAUGUGAAAAAUCCACGAGCAGUGCAGGUUACGAGUCUGUCUAUUUUUCGACCAAUCGAGUCCCUUUUUCUAAACUUUGUGGUCGUGUUGUCGGGUAUGCCAGAGGCAGUCCAAACUCGUUUAUAUGCAGCGAAGGUGACUGUGGAAUAGAUGAUGUGUACGUGGAUGGAAUAAGUAUAACAUAUGAAAACGAUUCUAAUAGGGAGCAUAUUUGGACACUGUCUGCUGCAAAGAAGCGAGGUUCGUCUCAUUGCUCUUGUAGCAACGAUGAAGACUAUCAUAGCUUGUCUUUCGUUGGGAGCAACUACUAUUGUGAGAGAUCGAGAAAUGCCAAUUCUCCACUCUGGGAUGGUAUUGGGUGUGCUGAUGUAACUGAUCAAGAUGCUGCUUGUUGUGAUAAUCCCAACCUUCCGUGGUUCUGUAGAGAUUUCGAUGAGCUGAUAGUCACCGAUAAUAUUGAAGUACGAGUGUGUACAGAUGAAGCUCGUAGCAAUGAAGACAUUGAAUUUGAUUUGUUGAAACUGUACAUUCAGUAGAAACCUAUUAGUUGAGUUACUGUAUGUAUAGCUACGUACUGCAUGUGACGUUGUAUUCUAAUAUUGUAUCAGCAGGAUUUAUUUAGGGGUCAGGACAUGUACCCUCCCCCCUUUUAAAUGUUAUUCCGGCAUUUAGACUACAUUACAUCAUCUGUAAUUGA